Molecule: messenger RNA, 838 nt
Organism: Prunus avium (sweet cherry)
Lineage: Eukaryota; Viridiplantae; Streptophyta; Magnoliopsida; Rosales; Rosaceae
Source: RefSeq, a predicted model, not a curated record
AUGGUUCAGUGCUGGCUUCUCAAUUCCAUGACCAGAAAUUUAAGGGCUAUUUUUCUUAGCCUUUCUACUGCGAAAGAAGUGUGGGAUGCUGUUACUCAGACCUAUUCUAUUGGUAAAGACGCAUCAAAAUUAUAUGAGCUUCGGUGUAAGGCACUCGCAACUCGUCAGAAUGGUACGUCUUUAUCUGAUUAUUAUGGUACAUUACAGUUAAUUUGGCAAGAAAUCGAUGUCUUGCGACCAAGCAAAAUGAAGUGUUCAGAUGAUGUUGCUGCCCGCACAACGGAAAUUUCGAACGAACGAUUAUAUGACUUCUUGGCUGGACUUGACCAUCAUUUGGAUAGAAUUCGAGGUCAAGUUCUAGCCGAAGAUCCUCUCCCGAGUGUGCAAGCCGCAUAUGCACAGGUGUGCUCUGAAGCUAAUAGGCAAGCAACCAUGUUAGCUGGCUCACAUGUUGACGGGUCAGCUAUGACAACCACUUUACAUCGCCCUGUACCUAGAAGUGGUCAUCCAAAGCCGGGACAAAAGGAGCUUGACACACGCCAAUGUACCCACUGUGGGAAGAAAAAACACACUCGGGAAACUUGUUUCGAAUUGGUUGGAUAUCCAGAUUGGUGGGUGGACAAACAAGAAAAGGGAAAAGAGAAGAAAAAAAGUGUUGCAAAUUUGGCUUCACAACCUUUACCUCAUGGUUCUUCACCACAUAUGGAUCAGUCUGCUCUCAGAGUUUUCCCCAACACUACUUCCACUUCCUCACCAUAUCCAGGAUCUUCAGACAAAGGAGCAGAUUGGUCAUGGUAAGGAAAGCGGAGGAUUGUACUACUUGGACUCAAAACUGCCU